UUCACCACGUGUCAUUCUCCUACAGGCCACCGACGCAUUUCUCAGAACAAGUCAUAAAAGUAACACCCCAUACAUAAAAUACACCCCUCACGCUAACUUACGCUUCUUCUCCUUCAUUCAAACACCCCCUAUUUCUUCAUUCCAAUCAUGCAUUGUUAAUGGUCAAUUUUUAUCCAAACGGCUUCAUCAAUGGAGAAAGCAGGUUACGUGUUUAAACAAACACGUAUUUGUAUAGUAGUGUUCACUUGCUCGGUAUUUUGGAUAUGUUUAUUCUACUUCCAUUUUAAUGGGUUCGAAACUAAAGCUUUCUGGAUUAUGAAUCAAUCCAGGGUUCCACCACCUGCAAAAGUUGUGAAUCAAGGGGACACCAAAGCGGUUAUUUCUCAAACCGAAAACGUGACAAGUGUGUCAUCUUUCAUGAAGACUAUGAUUUCUUCAGAUAACAAGAGUGAUCCUAGUGUGUCAUCUUUCAUGAAGACUAUGAUUUUUGCAAACAACAAGAGUGAUCCUUGUGGUGGAAGAUACAUAUAUGUGUAUGAUCUUCCAUCACGGUUUAAUGAUGAUAUGAUGAAGGAUUGUGGGAGUAUUAACAAAUGGUUUGAUAUGUGCAAGUUCACUACUAAUUGUGGGCUUGGGCCGAAAUUGAACAAUACUGAAGUAGGUGUGUUUUCGGAUGAAGGUUGGUUUGCCACUAAUCAAUUUACGGUUGAUGUUAUUUUCUACAAUCGAAUGAAACAGUACGAAUGCUUGACGAAUGAUUCGUCGAUAGCAGCCGCUGUUUUCGUCCCGUUUUACGCUGGUUUUGAUGCUGCAAGAUACCUUUGGGGGUAUAAUGUUUCGGUAAGAGACGCUGCGUCUCUUGAUCUUGUUGAUUGGUUGCAAAAGAGGGAUGAAUGGAAGGUUAUGAAUGGAAGAGAUCAUUUUCUUGUUGGUGGUAGGAUUACUUGGGAUUUUAGAAGAUUAACCGAUGAAGAAACCGAUUGGGGGAACAAGUUCUUGUUCUUACCGGCUGCAAGAAACAUGUCGGUUUUGUUAAUCGAAUCGAGCCCGUGGAACUCGAACGAUUUUGCAAUUCCGUACCCGACUUAUUUCCAUCCGUCGAAAGAUUCGGAUAUUUUCGAUUGGCAGGAUCGGAUGAGGAAGUUGGAGCGGAAGUAUUUGUUUUGUUUCGCGGGUGCUCCUAGACCCGAUAACCCUAAAUCGAUUCGGAGUCUUUUGAUCGACCAGUGCAAGAAUUCGAGUGUCGGGAAGCUUUUGGAAUGCGGGUCCGAUGAAAGUAAGUGUCAUUCGCCGAGUAAUGUGAUGAAGAUGUUUCAAAGUUCGGUUUUUUGUUUGCAACCACAAGGGGAUUCGUAUACACGAAGAUCGGCUUUUGAUUCGAUCUUGGCGGGUUGUAUACCCGUGUUUUUUCAUCCGGGUUCGUUUUACACACAAUACACUUGGCAUUUACCAAAAAAUUAUACAAAAUACUCGGUUUUCAUCCCCGAGGAUGAUAUUCGAAGGAAUAUAAGUAUCGAACAACGCCUUAGCAAAAUUGAUCCUAACAAGAUCAAUGAGAUGAGGGAUGAGGUUAUAAACUUGAUCCCGAGGUUGAUUUAUGCGGAUCCGCGAUCCAAACUGGAGACAUCGAAAGAUGCAUUUGAUGUAUCCGUGGACGCGAUUAUUCGCAAGGUGACAAAACUGAGACAAGACAUGAUUGACGGGCGUACGGAUGAUGAUUUUAUUGAAGAACUUAGUUGGAAAUACGCGUUGUUAGAAGAAGGGGAGUAUAUUGGCGUUCACGAAUGGGACCCGUUUUUCGCUAAACAAAAACCGGACAAUGGAAACUCAAAAUAGGUCGUGUUUUCUAGAGAUACAACAAAGAAUUCUUAGAUGAUUGUGUUUACUUGAUGUAUGAAGCAAAGUUGUUACUAUUUUUCAAUUUUUUUUAUAUAAAAAAGGAAUUAUUAUAAGGUAAA
Messenger RNA from Helianthus annuus (common sunflower), 1958 nucleotides. RefSeq names its product xyloglucan galactosyltransferase KATAMARI1 homolog. Bases 190 to 1836 code for a protein of 548 amino acids. The record is from RefSeq and is a predicted model, not a curated record. The transcript has a single exon. NCBI's taxonomy places the organism in Eukaryota, Viridiplantae, Streptophyta, Magnoliopsida, Asterales, Asteraceae. Gene Ontology annotation, molecular function: glycosyltransferase activity.